Molecule: messenger RNA, 327 nt
Organism: Prunus armeniaca (apricot)
Lineage: Eukaryota; Viridiplantae; Streptophyta; Magnoliopsida; Rosales; Rosaceae
Source: the annotation of a GenBank genome assembly
AUGAAACUAUCUGAAACUUGCCUGCUAUUGUACUGCUCAACUAGAAAUGAUCCCUUCAAUGCCAUCGGAGAUGGAUACAUCGAGAUGCUCUGUUUUGACUUCCUCCUUAGGCAAAGUGAGCCGUUUAAUGCUGUGAACAUGAAAGGAGCUAAAGAGCAGGCGGUCGAAGAGGCGGUAGCUGAAGAGGAUGAAGCAGAGGAGGAUGCAAUAGAUGAGGUAGUGACAGACAUCGUAGAUCAGGCAGGUGGAGCUGCUGAUAACAUGGCAGAUCAGGCAGACGUCGAAGAGGCUAUAGAUCAGGGAUCUCUUGCUGGUGUCUCAGAGUAA